This is a messenger RNA of Jaculus jaculus (lesser Egyptian jerboa), 4680 nucleotides long. It is a transcript of the gene Ate1, whose product is annotated as arginyltransferase 1. Lineage: Eukaryota; Metazoa; Chordata; Mammalia; Rodentia; Dipodidae. Gene Ontology annotation, molecular function: arginyl-tRNA--protein transferase activity. Gene Ontology annotation, biological process: protein arginylation. The record is from RefSeq and is a predicted model, not a curated record. The transcript has 12 exons. Gene Ontology annotation, cellular component: cytoplasm. Bases 29 to 1588 code for a protein of 519 amino acids.
GCUGCGGUGGCGAGGGGGGCCCGGGGCCAUGGCUUCGUGGAACGCGCCGUCGCCGAGCAUCGUCGAGUACUUCGAGGGCGAGGACUUCUACCGCUGCGGCUACUGCAAGAAUGAGUCGGGCAGUCGCUCCAACGGCAUGUGGGCCCAUUCCAUGACGGUGCGGGAUUACCAGGAUCUCAUAGACCGAGGAUGGCGAAGAAGUGGGAAGUAUGUAUACAAACCUGUCAUGAACCAAACAUGCUGUCCUCAGUACACCAUAAGGUGCCGGCCUUUACACUUUCAGCCAUCGAAGUCGCAGAAAAAAGUUCUGAAGAAAAUGUUGAAAUUUCUGUCUAAAGGGGAGAUUUCCAAAGGAAAUGGUGAAGGUGAGCCCAUGGAUUCUGCAAUGGAUGAUGCUGUUGCUGGUGACUUUUCAUUAAUAAAUAAAUUGGAUAUAAAGUGUGAGCUGAAAACACUUAGCACUGACCUCAAAGAGACCAUAGAGAGUGAAGAGAAGAAGAAAGAAAAGAGCUCCCAGAAAGAAGGAUUCAAUGAAUUCAUUCAUUCACAAAUUAUAGAAGAGAAGUUGGGCUCUGGCGAGCCAUCACAUUCAGUUAAAGUCCACACAGGCCCUAAGCCAGGUAAAGGUGCUGAUUUGAGUAAGCCUCCAUGUCGCAAAGCAAAGGAAAUCAGGAAAGAAAGGAAAAGGUUGAAACUCAUGCAGCAAAACCCAGCUGGAGCAUUUGAGAGUUUUCAGGCUCAAGGUCAGCCAGCAGCUUCACCAAAGGCCAAACCCAACCAGCCCAAGUCACUUGAAGAUUUGAUUUUUGAAUCUUUACCAGAGAAUGCAUCACACAAGUUAGAGGUGAGGGUGGUGAGGUCAUCUCCAGCAAGUCCUCAGUUCAGAGCCACGUUUCAGGAGUCUUACCAGCUCUAUAAGCGAUACCAGAUGGCCAUUCACAAGGAUCCUCCUGAUAAGCCAACCGUGAGCCAGUUCACAAGGUUCCUCUGCAGCUCACCUUUGGAGCCAGAGCGCCCUCCUCACGGACCAGAGUGCGGCUAUGGCUCCUUCCACCAGCAGUACUGGCUCGAUGGCAACAUCAUCGCGGUGGGCGUGAUUGACAUUCUUCCGCACUGCGUCUCAUCUGUGUAUUUGUACUACGAUCCCGAUUAUUCAUUUCUGUCUUUGGGUGUCUACUCAGCCUUGAGGGAAAUUGCUUUUACUAGGCAACUUCAUGAGAAGACAGCUCAGCUCAGCUAUUACUAUAUGGGUUUCUACAUUCACUCCUGCCCCAAGAUGCGGUACAAGGGUCAGUACAGGCCGUCUGAUUUGCUGUGUCCUGAGACUUACGUCUGGGUUCCCAUUGAGCAGUGCCUGCCUUCACUUGAAAACUCCAAGUACUGUCGUUUCAACCAGGACCCUCAAGCAGAGGAUGAAGGCGGCAGUAAGGAGCCGGACCGCCUGCAGGUGUUCUACAAGAAAUCCAUCAUGCCUUACAGAGUGUACAAGAGUCACCACAAAGACCCCAGCGAGGAGGCCACUGUGCUACAGUACGCCAGCCUGGUGGGGCAGGCGUGCUCGGAGCGGAUGCUGCUGUUCCGGAACUGAGCCUGCUCCUGGCCACUGUCCUUCGGGCUCCUAGACGCUCCCCACUGCCGGACUGAGUGCACCGGAUCUUGUUGGUCUGGGAGCGUUUCUAAAAUAUUUUGUGUUGUUAUAUUUGUGAGAAGCUUAUGGCUAAUAUAAAGAUUUUUUAAAAGCAUGUUAGGACCUACCCCCAUAAGUGAUGUUUGUCAUGGGGGGUUUGUUUCUGGAGCAGGUGUGCUCAGCUUCUCCAGUAAACACUUUGGGGAAGAUUAAGAAGUGAGUCUGAUCUGCUCAGUUAUGUGGUUUUUGUCACUAGAGAAGCUCAAGGGGUUUGCUCUGCCCCAUGUGACAUGCUAGCUUGUGCUGGGGGCCCUUGGGUCUGGGGACAAUGGUGGGCAGUGCUUUCUAUCAUCUGGGAGCUGUAUCUGUCUCUGUCUGUCUGUCUGACUGACUGACUGUCUGUCUGUCUGUCUCUCUCUCUCUCUCUCUUCUCGCAAAGCUGUUGCCACCCGGUGUCGGAUGUUAAAUCAUUGCCAAUGUCUGGCUGUGUGGCUUGAAAAGAAAAUUAAAUAGAUGUUCAUAUCAGGUGUCUGUCCAGGAUGGGCCUACUCACGUCUGCUGUCUUGGGUCAUUGUUGUCCUUGGGAUAAUUGUUAACAGCCACUGUGCCGUUCAGUUUAGGUGAUACCGUAUGCAGUGUAUCUAGAGAGGAUUCUUCUAUGUCUAAAAGUCUAAGAUGUGAGUUUUAAAGAAAAAUAUUUAACUCUUGCUUGACCUAAGGCACAUCAAAAGAGUAGGUACUGACUUUUCAUUGUUUGGAACUUGGGACACGUGUCUCUAGUUAUUGAUGAAAGCUAGUUAGUACUUAACUACUCUUCGAGCGCCACAAAUCACAGCGCAACUUGUGGGAGCUGCCUGGCCUCCAGGUUCCUUUUCUGGUCCUCUGUGAGAGAGAACAGUGUGGUCCUCAGUACUUCACGGGGGAGCCAGCCCCUCUCCCUCCCCAUUAUUUGUUAGGUCCUUGCCCCCUGUACCAAAUGCCCGCUGUCAAGUCAGCUGUGCCCCACCGGGCUUGCGGAGGAGAAGCGUCGGGCGUGGCGAGGCCCUGAUGGACGUGGGGAAGGAAGCAGAUGAAGACGCGGACCUCGCUUGUGCUCGCUCUCUCAGCUCUGCCGCCGUCUGCGUGGCCAUCCAGCUCUUUGCAGCCCCAUUUUGCCCCUCCUUUUUUAUUCUUUCUAUUGAUGCUUUAAGAGCUAUAUUAUAAAAGUUAGUAGUUUGAGUCCCAAUACUCAUCUUAGACGUUUGCUAAAAACAUUAUUAAACGGGAAGUCAGCUAGAAUGAAAGGAUUUUUAAAAGAGAUUUUAACCAUGCAAAUCCAUGUAAACUCCAUCCUCUGUGUGCAUGUGCUUGCAGUUGGCCAUGCAUGUGUGCCUUUGCACAUGUGCAUGCAGGUGUGUAAGAGUGUGUCUGUGUGUGCAUACAUGUGUGUGUCACCUGCUGUGCAACAACCAGGGAUAGAGGACUGAGAAAUCUCUUUUCUGGUUGUAAAGACCCUGCAUUCUUCUGGAUCUCUGACCUAGGAAACAGUUCCUGGCGUGUUUGAGAGAGCUGGCUUGGGAUAGCCUCCAGAACCCUUGUUCUUCCUCUACAAUGAAGAUACCUACUUUUUCUUUUUAUUAAAAAUAGUGUUUGAUCUACACAACUAAAACACUAAGAAAAAUAAGACAAAGUAAUCUGAAACCCUACCAUAGCUAGACAAAGGAAGGAGCUGUGUGGCCACACACCAACACGCCAUCUUAGUGCACGCAAAACCACGUACUCUAAGCUGGUGUUUCCCUCAGCAGUAGCUUGUGGAUGGAUCUGAAGUCUGAGAGGCAUUUCAAGGCGUUGUAGAAAGUGUGGUCAGUAACCUCAGCAUUACUAGACUAAGUGGAGUGAAGUCACGGCCGGUGUCCUUGGCCCCAGUCCUGCUGUCCCCACUGUCCCUUUGUGGGGAGCGUGUCGAUGGUACUCAUAAAGUGGAGAGGAAGCCCCAGCCCAGCACCCUUCCCAAGCCCUGGGUUCCUCCUGCAGCUCAGAGCGCAAGGACCCGCUGGUCUCUGGCUACACUGAAGAGCCGUCCCCCGUGGCCUCCUCCAGAGGCUCUGGGAAGGCACACAAUGGCUUGGCUGUGAAAAUUCUUCAGCUCAGUUUCAUGUUCAUGCAAUAUUUUUUAAAAUAACACGCAAAUCUUGGUGGCCUGGGUGUCUUCACAGAUGUCACUGUGUUCUCUUGAGCUCUUGUGGGGUGUCCACAGCUGGCUAGGAAAGAACAGUCAAAGGAGGUGACCCAGACUGGUCAUCUUGCAGGCAGUGUAGCUCAGACGCCUGAUUUGGUGGGAAUGGUUUCUGCCGAGAGCAAGGCACACGGGGAGCACUCAGAGACAACUGCUCGCUCUCCCGGGCAGGAAGCUUUGCAUUUACAAUGCCAGUGCUUUAGUCCCAGCCUCAUGCCAGGUAAAUUCACCCUUGCCCCCUGCCUGGCAACAACGAUGCCAUUUUGAUUCCCUGUGCUACCAUCUUUAUUUAAAUUAUUCCAGUUCCGUGAGAUUGGUUUUUUUGUUGUUGUUAUUUUUUGUUGAAUGUAAUCUGAGCACUUUUUAUAUUCUAAGAUAUAGAGGCUAUAUUAUCAGAUGAAUAUACUAUUCAUUUGACUGAAGUUAUUUAGAUAAAAGAAAUGGUUUAUGUCUUCUUUCAAGAAGCUUGUUCUAUUUUUCAUCUAUUUGUAAAUGCCAGUUGUGUGUGGUUUUGUAAUAUCAAAAUCUAUUAUGUAAAAGAGUCUUUCAGAUGUCUGAACAGUUAAAUGGUUUUUCUAGGUACUGUAUUGUUUCAGUGUGAGGAAAGGUGGGAGAGAACAUGGCGCUUAGCCAAAAUGUAUCUUUUUUGUGUGGCUGACUUAAAGAAGUGGAAACUGCUGGGAAAUGUCUGAACUACAAGGGAUUCAGAAGAGUGCUCAUGCCUAAAAACCGUGGACCGUUAGGUAAAGUAGGCUGGGUUGCAUGUAGUGUUUGUGCUCUUGUACAUGCUAUUUGAACAUGAAGCUUGAUGGGAAAAAUAAAGUUGUUUCUACCUGCA